Molecule: messenger RNA, 868 nt
Organism: Cercospora beticola
Lineage: Eukaryota; Fungi; Ascomycota; Dothideomycetes; Mycosphaerellales; Mycosphaerellaceae
Biological process (GO): DNA repair
Cellular component (GO): nucleus
Molecular function (GO): ATP-dependent chromatin remodeler activity; ATP binding
Source: RefSeq, a predicted model, not a curated record
GGCUGACAGCUUGAAAUGUGAGAUGUUCGUUGGACGUGACCAAUUGACGUCUUGAUUGAGAAGAGAGGCAACCAGCGGCAGUUCAGCCUUGCUGUACAUCGACGUCAACAUCUUGGGUCCCAUCGCCGCAUGCCAGCGGAUAGGAGAGCUGCUAUCCAGGAAUGAUGUAUAUCUACAAGACCCACGAUCCGAUGAUGCGAGGCAAUACUUGAAUCCACAAGUGUUGGAUCUAGACGUUUCUGAAGAUGAGAUGUUGCUGCAUGAGCUGUUCGUAGAGAUGACUGCGAAACGGAGCAAAACAGAUCAGGGCAGCGACUGGAAUACUGCUUUGGACGGCAUGGCACAGCACGCGCUGAAUGCUAGUGCGGUAGAAGUUGACAACUCGAUUGUCACCACGCUGAUAUUGCCGCAUCAGGGAGAAGCCCUCGAUUUUAUGAGUAAACGCGAGCUGGGUCGAGAAUUUCUCGAAGAUACCAUGCAAUAUUGGGGCCACGACAGAACUGAGAGCGGCAUGCCAGUAUACCGUCAUAGGAUCACUGCCGACGAGCGAACACAGCCGCAAGCGGAGCCACAAGGCGGCAUUCUAGCUGACGAGAUGGGACUUGGAAAGACACUGACCGCAAUCUCACUCAUUGUCAGUUCCAUGGACAGAGGCAAGCACUUUGCAAGUCAGUUAUCGACGCACAAUAGCCCACGAAUGCCAACUUCACUGUUGCGCACUAGAGCGACACUGGUCGCAGUUCCUUCUACCCAACUCAUGGACUCGUGGUUCAAGCAAUUGCAGCAGUAUGUUGGUCAUAAUGUCUGAACUUCCAUCGACUAGCAUCAGUAGGCAUACGCGCCGCGGCAAGCUCAAAGUGGCCCGGUA